This is a messenger RNA of Thlaspi arvense, 1473 nucleotides long. NCBI's taxonomy places the organism in Eukaryota, Viridiplantae, Streptophyta, Magnoliopsida, Brassicales, Brassicaceae. The record is from the annotation of a GenBank genome assembly.
AUGUCAACCACCAGCACCGACGACGAAGCAGACUUGUCCUGCGGCGGAGACGGCACGGAGACUCGAAUACCAAAACGCAAACGCAGAAAAGUUGCCAUAAUCUUCGCGUUCUGCGGUGUAGGAUACCAAGGGAUGCAAAGGAAUCCCGGCGCGAAAACCAUCGAAGGCGAGCUCGAAGAAGCCCUGUUCCAUGCCGGAGCUGUGCCAGAGACUGAACGAGGCAAGCCGAAACUAUACGACUUCGCACGAUCUGCACGGACCGAUAAAGGAGUGAGCGCUGUGGGACAAGUGGUCUCCGGUCGCUUCUACGUUGACCCGCCUGGAUUCGUCGAUCGGCUCAACGCCAAUCUCCCUGAUCAGAUUAAGGUUUUUGGUUACAAGCACGUAACGCGGUCGUUUAGCUCGAAGAAGUUCUGCGAUCGGAGGAGGUAUGUGUAUCUGAUUCCAGUGUUUGCUCUUGAUCCAAUCACGCAUCGUGAUAGAGAAGCAGUAAUGGCUAGUUUAGGUUCAGGAGAGGAAUAUGUCAAAUGUUUCGAGUGUUCAGAGAGAGGUCGUAAGAAUAAGAUCCCUGGUGUUCUGGGCAAUUGCAAAGUCAAUAACUUUGAUACUAGAACUGAGAUCAAGAGUGAAGCUUUGAGUUCUAAGUUACCUAAUGGAGAAAAUAGCUUAAGCUCAGUAGAUGUUGAAGUAGCUAGGAGGAUACAGGAAGAUGGUUGUAAACAAGAAUCUGCGGAGAAGAUGAAUGGAGAAGGAAACGAAAUGGCUGAGACAAAGAGUACGUUUUGUUACGGCGAGAAGGAGAAGGAGAGAUUCAGUAGGAUAUUGAGUUACUAUGUUGGGUCUUAUAAUUUCCACAACUUCACUACAAGGAUGAAAGCAGAUGAUCCAGCUGCGAAUCGUAACAUCAUCUCCUUCACUGCGAAUACUGUCAUUAAUCUUGAUGGGGUUGACUUUAUCAAGUGUGAAGUCAUUGGCCGAAGCUUCAUGCUUCAUCAGAUUCGGAAGAUGAUGGGUCUUGCUGUGGCAAUCAUGAGGAACUGUGCUCCUGAAUCACUAAUCCAGACUGCUUUCAGCAAGGAUGUGAAUAUAACUGUACCAAUGGCGCCAGAAGUUGGACUCUACCUCGAUGAAUGCUUCUUCACCUCUUAUAACACAAAUUUUGAAGACAGUCAUGAUCAAGUGUCCAUGGAAGCAUACAGGGAAGAAGCUGAAGCAUUUAAACUGAAGCACAUCUAUUCUCAUAUCGGCUCUGCUGAGCGCAAAUAUGGAUCUGUGGCUCUUUGGUUGCAUUCCUUGAACUACAGAAACUAUCCUGAUCUAAAUUAUGGCAGAAAUGGGCAUAACACAGAGCAAGUUCUUGUCUAUAAGAAGGUUGAUGAAACCCAAGGCAUUACAGAACCAGAGCAAGUCUCUAAGCAAAAUGAUGAAAACGCUCAAGUCACGACUUCCAUAGAGACGAGGACUCUGGCUUAA